AUGAUGGCCAACCAUCGGCGGCGGCUCGGCGAGUUUUUGUUAUCGGAGCCAAUAAUCCAUCGCAUACAAUCUUUUCUCAGUGGUAAAGAAGCUGCCCGAACGACUGUCCUGUCUAAAUCUUGGCGCAAAGCCUGGCUCACUCGCCCCAGCUUGGACUUCGGUAUUUACGACUUUACCUUUGCUGAUGAAUUAUCAAGGUUCAUGGACAAGACUAUUCAAAGGUAUGAAGAAUCGAACCUAAAGAUUGAGAGUUUAACUCUAACAAUGGCACUCGCAGUAUGUGUUACCUUAAGUCUUCCUAACUUGCGAAAUCUAAGGCAUCUGGAGCUGAGGCAUAUGAGAAUUUAUACCUCGUUUUUUGGUGACUUAUCUUGUAAAUUUCCUUUGCUGAGAGAUUUAUCUAUGGUUCACUGCGCUUACCAAGGGGAUUUACUCAUAUCUAGCCCAACAAUCGAGUAUCUAAACAUCGAGUAUCUACGCUUCGAAACAAAUUGUAUUGAGAAGACAGUAAGUGUCGAGUUUGAUGUUCCAAGUAUUCGUAAGUUUAAGUUUACAAGCUCGAACAAAUUAUUAACCGAUUUGAGAUGCUACAAAAUUCACCUCUCUAUGAAAGUAGGCCACACACAAUGCUUCAGUAAUGACGAGUGGGAGUUCAAUGGCUUGACACUGCACCAAGUCGAGCAGUUGACCGUAGAUGGCAUGUACUGCAACACUCUGUCUUUGACUUGUUCUGCUCUUUUUGAUGGUUUGUUUCGGUUGUGCUGUCCAAAGUUCAUCACUCAGCCUAAUCACACUCCUAAUUACCCGAGCGAUUUCCUUUUUAAGACCUUUCUCCGGCUAAAUUACGAAUGCUCGGGUAGGAUCCUUGGUGGUUUGCGGCAUCUUGAGAAAGUAAGAGCUCAGAUUUUUGAUGAAGAUGGUCACACUUGGCGGCUUAUUCCGUUGGAUACUUGGGAUGUCUUGAAGGACCAGAAAGAAAUCUGCUUCCAGUUAAUGUGGAGAGAUGAAAGGCAGCAGCCAGGAGGAAUGGAUCCACCGCCCAUGGGAAUGGAUCAUCGUCAGCAGCAGCCUCCACAGCAACAGCCGUACCCACCGCAGCAGCACCAGCCAGCUCAGGCGCAGCCGCCUUCAUUCUGGCCUCAGCAACACUACGGUGCGACGCCUGCUAACGCGGCCUCCUCUGGGCAGGCAGGUGGCGGAACGGAUGAGGUUCGAUCUCUGUGGGUUGGGGAUCUUCAGUACUGGAUGGACGAGAAUUACCUCAGCAACUGCUUCUACAACAGCGGAGAGUUUGUAUCUGCUAAGGUAAUUCGUAACAAGCAAACAGGCCAAUCCGAGGGGUAUGGCUUCCUUGAGUUCAGGACUCGUGCUGCUGGUGAAAAUAUACUUCAAACAUAUAAUGGUACAACAAUGCCCAAUUCUAAACAGCCUUUCCGCAUGAACUGGGCCUCUCUAGGCGCUGGAGAUAAGCGCUCAGAUGGUGGGCCCGAGCACACAAUUUUUGUGGGGGAUUUGGCUGGUGAGGUCACAGAUUACAUCUUGCAGGAAACUUUCAGGGCUGUGUACCAAUCUGUCAGGGGUGCAAAAGUUGUUACUGAUAGGAACACUGGACGUUCAAAGGGUUAUGGAUUUGUCAAAUUUGGCGAUGAGAGAGAGCAACAAAGGGCAAUGAAUGAGAUGAAUGGUGUGCCCGAGAAAAUGCCGAAACUGCCCAAAGGUCUAUCUGAAGCAGAAACCCACGCCCCAGACCAACCUCAAAGCAGACCCUCCCCUUUGCAGUAA
Molecule: messenger RNA, 1782 nt
Organism: Striga hermonthica
Lineage: Eukaryota; Viridiplantae; Streptophyta; Magnoliopsida; Lamiales; Orobanchaceae
Source: the annotation of a GenBank genome assembly